GCAAACCUUGCGGCAGUGUUGACGUCUCCAAAAACCGACUUCAUUGUCCAAGGGCGGCCGAUUCCCUCGCUGGAUGCCGGAGAGCUCUUGGUUCGCAACCAUGCCGUCGGACGUAACCCGAUCGACUGGCAGAGACAGGCGUGGAACUUUGUUAUUUCAUCUUUCCCGGCCAUUCUCGGUACAUGUAUAUGUCAGCGGGGUGGUGGUGGAGUCGGACCAUCCGUGACAAUCUUCAAGCCUGGCGAUCGCAUCAUCGGGUUUGCCCACGGCCUUGUCUCCAAAAACCUGGACAAUUGCGCAUUUCAGACAUAUACGGCCCUGAAGGCCAAUGCCGAUGCGGCAGUUGUGAUACCUGCCUCGCUAACAUUUGUGCAAGGCGCCACGCUGCCUACCGCUAUCGGCACGGCCGCCAUGUCGCUCAUCGACGGCUUCGGCUUCUCGUUAGCUGGUUGGCAGCCGGCCCCCAGGGUUGUCCCGCCGCAGUCUUCCGCCAUCUUGGUCUGGGGACGCGCCUCAGCCGGUGUUGGGAGCAUGACGGUUCAGCUUGCCUCCAUGGCAGGGUUUGUCGUGUUUGCAACGGCGAGCGAACAUCAACAUUCUCGCCUGCAAGCUCUUGGGGCUUCAGAAGUGGUCGAUUACCAUUCACCCGCGUUAGUUGACAGACUCGUUGCCGCUGCCGUGCGCGCCGGUGUGCAGAUCGAGUACGCCGUCGAUGCCAUAUCGCUCUUCGAUGCCAUAUCGCUCGUCGACACGCUUCCGGCGGUCGUAGAGGUGCUGACGAGGUUUCCCGGACCCAACUUCAAGACAUCGCACAUAAAACCAUGGCCUAGCAACCUGGCCUGGCCCGAUGACAUUUCCAUCCAGCACGUCAGGGGAGACGACUUGUGGGGCGGCAGAGAGGAUUUGUGUACUUGGUUGUACGGCGAAGCUUUGCCGAAAUGGCUCGCCAAAGACGGCAUCGUCUUGUCCCCGCACAGGGUUGUUGACCGGGGCGUGGCUGGUUUGCAGAAUGGACUGAACGCGUUGAGGAGGGGGUUAGCGGUAGAAGUUGGUGGUUGA
Molecule: messenger RNA, 1059 nt
Organism: Lasiosphaeria miniovina
Lineage: Eukaryota; Fungi; Ascomycota; Sordariomycetes; Sordariales; Lasiosphaeriaceae
Product: chaperonin 10-like protein
Exons: 3
Molecular function (GO): oxidoreductase activity, acting on NAD(P)H
Source: RefSeq, a predicted model, not a curated record